This is a messenger RNA of Trifolium pratense (red clover), 1995 nucleotides long. RefSeq lists its product as uncharacterized. Bases 402 to 1724 code for a protein of 440 amino acids. Gene Ontology annotation, biological process: regulation of peptide transport; transmembrane transport. Gene Ontology annotation, molecular function: transmembrane transporter activity. NCBI's taxonomy places the organism in Eukaryota, Viridiplantae, Streptophyta, Magnoliopsida, Fabales, Fabaceae. Gene Ontology annotation, cellular component: membrane. The transcript is spliced from 4 exons. The record is from RefSeq and is a predicted model, not a curated record.
GCGUAAAAGGCUUGGAGGCGCGAAGAGAAGAACUCAAAUUUUAAUGUCCAUGAACUGUUUAGUAGAGAAACGUGGGGUGCAAAUAACAUUCACGAAGAAAAAUUUGGCUUUGUCACGUUUUGGACCGAUUUCAUAACCCUUUUGAGAAAACUUGAAUGACUCGCAAAUUCAGAUUCAAUUUCACGAACAACGAUUGAUUCGCUUACGUAAUAGAAAAUCUAUUCCCACAAAUAGAUUGUGAUUUUCUCCUUCAAAGUAUAAGUCUUUGAUCCAAUUUAUCACUUUUUUGCAGCUUGUAUUGACCCUCUCCUGAGGGUCCCGGUAAUCCAGGGUUUGGCCGAGCUAAGUAAAGUCUGGCCAAGAAUCGUUCUUGCCAGGAAUCGAACUCGGGUUACAUAGAUAUGGUUACAAAAGAUUUGGAUAGUAAAGCAUGGAAAUGGGGUUUGGGUUUGAUAUAUAUAAUUGCUGUUGCUAUAAUAUGGAUAGCUGCUAGCUUUGUAGUUCAAUCUGUUGUAGAUGCUGGUGUGUCACCAUUCCUUGUUACUUACAUAUGCAAUUCAUUGUUUGUGGUGUUGAUUCCAAUUGUUGAAAUUGGGAGGUAUUUAGAGAAUUCUUAUGGAGGUUUAUGGUUUUGGAAGAGUGUUAAGAGUAAACCACAUUUAGAAGGAAGGUUAGGGGAGUCGGAGCAGGCUAAUCUUCUUAGAGAUAACGAUGCAAGUGGUGAAGUUGUCGAAUCAGUUGUUAUUCAAGAGGUAGAUGUUAUUGAAGAUAGGAACAAUGGUUCUGAAUUGCUUCCUUCGGAUGAUGUAGUUGAAGGAUUGGUUGGUCAAGUUGGUUUGAUUGAAAAUGUUGAUCAAAGUGGGUUGGAUGAGAAAGGACGUUGGACACGUUGUAGAGUUGCCAAAGUUAGUCUAUUGAUAUGCCCGUUUUGGUUUUUCGCUCAACUCACAUUUAACCUGUCGUUGAAGUAUACUACAGUUACAUCAAAUACAAUCUUAAGCAGCGCAUCAAGUCUUUUUACCUUCUUGGUUUCCCUAGCAUUUUUGGGGGAGAGGUUUACUUGGUUAAAGCUCUUUAGCGUUCUUCUUUGCAUGGGAGGAACAAUAAUUGUAAGUCUUGGUGAUUCAAAAUCUGGUUUAAAAACAGUUGCAUCAAAUCCUCUUCUUGGAGAUAUUUUUGCACUUUCUUCAGCAGGAUUGUAUGCAGUUUAUAUCACCCUUAUUCGCAAAAAGUUAAAUGACGAUGACGGGAAGAAUGGUGAAGUCAGUAUGGCUCAGUUUCUUGGAUUUCUUGGUCUUUUCAAUGUUUUACUUUUUCUUCCGGUUGCCGUUAUACUCAAUUUCACCAAGACUGAACCUUUUUAUAUGCUUACCUGGAAGCAGCUUGGUCUGAUUAUUGGCAAAGGAUUGCUGGACAAUGUGCUGAGUGAUUACUUAUGGGCCAAGGCAGUUCUUCUUACAUCAACCACAGUAGCUACAGCUGGACUCACAAUUCAAGUUCCAUUGGCUGCCAUUGUCGAUACCAUCACCGGACAUUCUCCUCCCUUCAUGGAUUACCUUGGAGCAAUAGCCGUAAUGAUCGGCUUUGCGGGAAUCAACAUUCCCGCCGAUACUUUUAGCAAAUCAACAGAAGCUACAGCUGUGGAAUUGAAAAUUGAGGAUGCAAGUAUAAGGGAUGAAGAGCAUGCUUUGCCAAGAACACAAGAUUCAGCUUCUGUACCAUAGUAUGUACAUUGCAUUACUUUUAGUUAUUAGUUUCAAGUGUAAUAUAUUUUUUUGGUACCACCAAAUUUGUUGCAAUAACUAAAAUGUAGAGGAAAUAGUAUAAAAGAAGUAUACACAUUUUAAUUUGAGACUAGGGUUUUCUCAAUACACAUUUUCACGACUAGUACUAUUGAGUUUGAGGCGUGAAUAAUGUGGUGAGUGAUCGGCAUGCUUUGUAUUUCUAGUACUAAAAGAAAUAAGAGACGGAGUCGUGUGGUGAUUACAUGGUGAA